Girardinichthys multiradiatus is the source of this 5262-nucleotide messenger RNA. RefSeq names its product erb-b2 receptor tyrosine kinase 3b (gene erbb3b). The coding region runs from base 511 to 4836 and encodes 1441 amino acids. Gene Ontology annotation, molecular function: protein tyrosine kinase activity; neuregulin receptor activity; neuregulin binding. The transcript is spliced from 28 exons. Gene Ontology annotation, biological process: positive regulation of kinase activity; protein phosphorylation; multicellular organism development. The record is from RefSeq and is a predicted model, not a curated record. Gene Ontology annotation, cellular component: basal plasma membrane; signaling receptor complex. NCBI's taxonomy places the organism in Eukaryota, Metazoa, Chordata, Actinopteri, Cyprinodontiformes, Goodeidae.
GCUGAAUGGAAACAACUUAACAGACACGCUGUUCACAGCAGGAAGAUCUGGUCGGAAUCGGUUGAUUCGCAUUUUAUUUUUCUGGUCUUUUGCAUGUCGAGUGUCUGUAUUUAUACAUUUUUGUGCUCUUUAUUAUUUUCCUGACAGAGGUUAAAACUGGAGUUCGUGUAUUUGGGGGGGAAAGACGGACCAGUUUCUGAUUGGGCAAUAAUUCUGGCCGUGGGCCAAUCAGACUCCCCCUCUCCAGGAGGCAAAUUCCACGAUGAGACUAAACUGCAGCUUAUUUGCGGUUGUCAGCGGAAUUGAUUAGAUCCAUCAAUUUCCUUAUAUCAAUGUUUGGAUGAACGAAUUAAAUGUCAUUUAGGCUCAGUAAUUUUUAUAUUUAAUGGUUUUAUUUGAAAAAGACAAAGCGGCUUUUAAAUCCACCUAAUUCCCAUUUCAAAUUGCUAAUACGAGGACGAUCUGAACCAGUGUGACAUGCUGAAACCUCGGUGAACGCAUUAAUUCAGGAUGGACCAGCAGCGAGUCCUGUUACUUUGUGUGGCUUUGUCGUGGAGGAUACAAGCUGGGUCCACUCAAACACAUGAAGAGGUGUGUCCUGGUACGCAGAAUGGUCUGAGCUCCACUGGUUCUCAGGAGAAUCAGUACAAUCUGAUCAAGGAGCGGUACAUCGGCUGUGAGAUCAUCAUGGGGAACCUGGAGAUCACUCAGAUUGAGAGUAACUGGGACUUCUCCUUCCUCAUGACAAUCCGCGAGGUGACCGGUUAUGUCCUCAUUGCUAUGAACCACUUUCAGGAGAUUCCCUUGGGACAACUGCGGGUGAUCAGAGGAAACAGUCUGUAUGAAAGACGCUUUGCACUGUCGGUUUUAUUCAAUUAUCCUGAGGAAGGUUCCAAUGGCCUGCGACAGCUUGGACUCCUGAAUCUGACAGAAAUUCUUGAGGGUGGCGUGCAGAUUAUUAACAACAAAUACCUGAGCUAUGGCCCCUGGAUCUUCUGGCAAGAUAUUGUUCGGGACAACAGCGCUCCUAUUGACAUCAGUUAUAAUGGAGAAAGAGGCCCGUGUCACAAAUCUUGUGGUGACUACUGCUGGGGACCAAAUAAGGACCAGUGUCAGAUCUUGACUAAGAUGGUGUGCGCUCCGCAGUGCAAUGGUCGCUGCUUUGGGAGAAGUCCCAGGGACUGCUGUCACAUAGAGUGUGCAGCAGGAUGCAAAGGCCCUUCAGAAGAGGAUUGUUUCGCAUGUCGUCAUUUCAAUGAUUCAGGAGCCUGUGUGCCUCAGUGUCCUCAGACCCUCAUUUACAACAAACAGACAUUUCAAAUGGAGACCAAUCCCAAUGCAAAGUACCAGUUUGGAUCAAUCUGUGUUUCUCAGUGUCCCACUCAUUUUGUGGUGGACGGCAGCUCCUGCGUGAGCGUCUGUCCUCCAGACAAGAUGGAGGUGGAGAGGAAGGGCCAGAGGCACUGUGAGCUCUGCAGUGGAUUCUGCCCGAAAGUGUGCGAAGGCACUGGCGACGAACACAGACAGACGGUGGAUUCUAGCAACAUUGACAGCUUUAUUAAUUGCACCAAUAUCCAGGGCAGCCUUCAUUUCCUGGUCACAGGGAUUCUUGGAGAUGAUUUUAAAAGAAUCCCACCACUCGAUGCCAAAAAGUUGGAGGUGUUCCGCACCGUGCGGGAAAUAACAGAUAUUCUUAACAUCCAGUCGUGGCCGAAGGAGCUAAAAGAUCUCUCAGUUUUUUCAAGCCUCACGACAAUUCAAGGGAGGUCGCUCCACAAGCGAUUCUCACUGAUGGUGAUGCGUAUCCCCACUCUUACCUCCCUCGGACUGCGUUCUCUCCGGCAUAUCAAUGACGGCAGCGUGUACAUCAGUCUGAAUGCCAACCUCUGUUAUCACCACACCAUGAACUGGACACAGCUGUUCAGAGGCCGCAGAGUUCCAGUCAACAUCCUCAGCAACAACAAGCCGCUUGCAGAGUGUGUUGCUGAAGGACAUGUGUGUGAUCCUCUGUGCUCAGACUCAGGCUGCUGGGGCCCUGGUCCCGACCAGUGUCUCACCUGUAGGAACUACAGCCGCCACGGCACAUGUGUGGAAAGCUGUCAUUUUUUAUCUGGAACCACGAGGGAAUUUGCCAGAUCUGAUGGAGAGUGUGUCGCUUGUCAUUCAGAGUGCAAGCCACAGAAGGGGAAAAUCAGCUGCACAGGAGCGGGGGCAGAUGAUUGUGUGGCAUGCACCAAUCUUCAAGAUGAUCCCUACUGCAUGUCCUCUUGUCCCUCGGGAGUAAAUGAUGGACACAGAGGACUUAUUUUCAAAUACCCCAACAAAGAGGGUCGUUGUGAACCAUGUCACCCCAACUGCACACAGGGAUGUCUCGGCCCAGAGUUAAAUGACUGUUUAGAGACAGCAAGGAGCGGUCAGAUCACAGGUAUUGCUUUGGCAGUUCCAGCUUGUUUGAUUUUCUGCCUUGGGUUGUUCUUCCUGGGAGUGCUGUACCACCGAGGCCUCGCCAUCCGUCGCAAGAGAGCCAUGAGAAGGUACCUGGAGUGUGGAGAGAACUUUGAGCCGCUGGGUCCUGGAGAGAAAGGCACUAAGGUUCAUGCUCGUAUUCUGAGGCCUUCGGAGCUGAGAAAGAUCAAGCUCCUUGGCUAUGGCGUUUUUGGGACGGUGCACAAGGGUUUUUGGACACCAGAGGGAGAGACGGUCAAGAUCCCUGUGGCAAUAAAGACGAUCCAGGACAGCUCAGGUCGACAAACCUUCACUGAGAUCACUGAUCAUUUGCUGUCCAUGGGCAGCCUGGACCACCCCUACAUUGUUAGGCUGCUGGGAAUCUGUCCUGGUCCCAGUCUCCAGCUAGUGACCCAGCUCAGUUCCUGUGGCUCCUUGCUGGAGCACAUCAGACAGCAUAAGAGCAGCCUGGAUCCCCAGCGCCUGCUCAACUGGUGUGUGCAGAUUGCUAAGGGUAUGUUCUACCUGGAGGAACACUGCAUGGUCCACAGGAAUCUGGCUGCCCGCAACAUCCUGCUUAAGAACGACUAUCAGGUCCAGAUCUCGGACUACGGUGUGGCUGAUCUCCUUCAUCCAGAUGACAAGAAAUAUGUCUACACAGAUACAAAGACACCUAUAAAGUGGAUGGCACUUGAGAGCAUCUUGUUUCGGAGAUACACUCAUCAAAGUGAUGUUUGGAGCUAUGGAGUGACAGUGUGGGAGAUGAUGUCCUUUGGAGCAGAGCCAUACGUGUCUGUGCAGCCUCAGAAAGUGCCGAGCCUCCUGGAGAAGGGCGAGCGUCUGUCACAGCCCCACAUCUGCACCAUUGAUGUCUACAUGGUCAUGGUUAAAUGCUGGAUGAUUGAUGAGAACGUGAGGCCAACCUUCAAAGAGCUAGCAAGUGAUUUUACUCGGAUGGCGAGAGAUCCACAAAGAUAUCUUGUCAUCAAGGAGGGGGAAGAUGCUCCCCCUGGAGAGAACCAUCGAAGAGAGUCAGAGCGAGGACUUCUGGAUGCAGAUCUAGAAGACUCGAAUGAGGAGGGACAGGACGACGGCUUUACUACGCCUCCUCUUCAGCACUCUCCAUCAUGGAGUCUCUCUCGUUCAAGAAUAAAUUCCUGCAGGAGUGGUGCAUCUCAGGCUGGGCUGACUGGAUACCUGCCAAUGACCCCAAGUCCAGGAGACAGCACUCGUCAGUUGUGGUUUCACAGGUCUCGUCUGAGCUCUGUGCAGACGCUGCCUGAACGGUCAGAGGUCAGAGGAAAUGACAGGGAGGCAGAAGGCUUACGGACUGCAAGCCUUCAUCGGGCAAGGCUAGGCUCAGAGAGAGGUAGCCCUCGUUUAGCUGUAAGUCAUCACAGAAAGCUUUCCAGUGCCUCGAGUCCGUCGUCUUACAAGGUGUGGACGGCAGAGGAAGAUGAGGAGUUGGACCACUAUGGCUAUGUGUUGCCUGGGUCACCUGGAAAGCCAGAAAGAGUGUCCAGAAUAACCCGUUCUGGCAAAAGAAACUCAAAGAGGAAAAAUAAUCUGCUUCUCACAGCAGCAAAGCCCUCCCAGGAAUAUGAACCGAUGAGCACCGAAUCUGGUGUUCCUCCCUGUUCAACUUGCAGCAUCUCAAUACAUGGAGACGAUGCCAUGGUUACACUUUGUCAGAAAGUCAUAACUCUGACUUCUUCAACCGCCAUGGAGCUACCUGAAACUCUACUUUCAGGUGCAAAAGGUAAUCAAAUACACGAGGCUUGUGAAGGAGCAGCAACAAAGCAAAGCGACACGAUGGAGAAAGAUCAGCUCAACUGCAGGAGGGAGAUGAAAUCCGUGGAUCAUAAAACAGAAGUGUGGCGAGAGAUUUGUAGGUAUGAAUAUAUGGAUAUCAGACACUCUGACUCUUCAGAAGGAGGUGAGCUAGAAUUGGAGAGAAGUGGGAGUCAAACAUCUUUAACAACUGGAGAGAAGACAGAUCAAAGAGCGCGGGGUUUGGUCAGAGAGAAAAAGGGAGAAGAAGAAACGGAAGUUUUCCACACAAAUAAACAAGCCGGAGUUCAGGAGGAUCUGAGCAGUAGGGUUGUGCCCGGGCCAGAUGUGCUGACAGCUGGAAAUGAUAAGGUGGAGGAGUACGAGGAGAUGAGCGGAUUUGGAGAGGUGCCCUGUGAGUGGGGGCACGCAGAAUAUGAGAACCUCCCAGCAAAGGCGAGGGCUGUUCCCAAAGAGAAGGACAGUGGCAGGUGUGCAGGGAUCGGGGAAUACAUCAAGGUGUGUGCUGGCAUCGGGGAGCCUGGCAGCAACACAUCGUUUGACAACCCAGACUACUGGCACAGCAGGCUGUUCCUCAAACCAGAUGCUGUACGCACAUAAUUAGUCGGACUGGGACAGCAAAACAGGAACUGCUGCAAGAUUCUGUCAUAUUUGGUCGUUUUCUACGUUUUUUAUCUUAGAAAUCCAAGAUCUUUUUUGGUUUUAUUUGAAAACAAAAGUAAAUUUUUUUUUUACUUCAGUGUUUUUUACUGUGAUAAUUUAGGUAAACAAAUAGUGUUUACAGGCUUAUCAUCUUUAGUUCAGGGCUCUUAAUGUUUGUUUAGUGUUUGUUUUUCUUCUUUUUUUAUACUGGCUAAUUAUGUCUUACAAUUAGAAACCUCCUUCUGUACUUUAUAAUUACGUGAUUUGUUUUUUAUUUCAUGGUUUUGCAAAUAUCUAAUCAUUUGUAUCACAUAUGUGUGUACAAUAAAUGUGCUCAUUGUCUUCACCUUAGUUGAAAAACAAUAAAAACAAUUAUUUUGUAUA